This is a messenger RNA of Contarinia nasturtii (swede midge), 2039 nucleotides long. RefSeq names its product xaa-Pro aminopeptidase ApepP-like. Bases 55 to 1896 code for a protein of 613 amino acids. The transcript is spliced from 10 exons. Gene Ontology annotation, molecular function: metalloaminopeptidase activity. The record is from RefSeq and is a predicted model, not a curated record. Lineage: Eukaryota; Metazoa; Arthropoda; Insecta; Diptera; Cecidomyiidae.
AAACCAAUAGCUUAGCUCUUUUAAUUUUAAAAUCACUUGCCCUCGAAAAAAAGCAUGAUGAAGAAAUGUACUACACAUUUAUUAAGAGAUUUACGGUCGUUGAUGCGUCAAUUGCCCAACAAUGGAGGUUCAAUAAAUGCCUACAUUAUUCCAUCGGAUGACAGUCAUCAAAGUGAAUACAUCAGCCCAACGGAUGAGAGACGUUCGUUCAUCAGCGGUUUUACUGGUUCAGCGGGUACGGCCAUUGUUACGGACAAAGAAGCAUUACUAUGGACAGACGGUCGAUAUCAUCAACAAGCUGAACAACAAUUGGAUGAAAAUUGGACGCUGAUGAAGGAUGGAUUGCCAACAACGCCAACCAUGAGCAGUUGGCUGGUAAACCACUUAUCGGCCGGUGAGCGUGUCGGUGUCGAUGGAAAUUUAUUAUCAUUUCAAACUUGGAACCCACUUAACACUGCACUCAGUUCAAACGACAUUCAACUUAGUUCCAUCAAUGACAAUCUCAUCGAUCUUAUUUGGAAAGAUCAACCGGCUAGAAAAUUCAAUCCAAUUAUUAACUUGGAUCUGGAAAUUACCGGGAAAAAAAUUGCCGAUGCUUUGGAAUUGAUUCGAAUGCAAAUGCGUGAAAAACAUUCAGAAGUUUUUGUUGUGACUGCUUUAGAUGAAGUUGCUUGGUUGAUGAAUUUACGUGGAUCAGACAUUGAAUACAAUCCCGUCUUCUACAGUUAUGUUUUAUUAACACCGAAUGAAGUCUAUUUGUUUGUGGAAAAAAAUAGUUUACCAACUGGAUUUGAAGAGCAUUUCCGUAAAAAUAACGUUUCGGUCAUCAUUGAGGAUUAUGAAAAUGUAGAAAAAGUGCUCAAAGAAUUGAUUAACAAGUCAACCGGAAAAGUAUGGAUCAGUCCAAGUUCUAGCUAUGCGUUGAGCGCAUUAGUGCCAGAACGGAAACUUCAUCAAGAAAUAUCGCCAGUGUGUGUUAUGAAAUCGAUAAAAAAUGCCACUGAAGCAAAAGGCAUGGUUGACUGCCAUGUUCGUGAUGGAGUCGCACUUUGCAAGUACUUUGCAUGGCUGGAAGGUGCACUCAAUCGUGGAGAGAAAGUUGAUGAAAUGUCCGGUGCAACCAAAUUGCAAGAAUUUAGAUCAAAACUGCCUAAGUUUGUCGGACUUAGUUUUCCAACAAUCAAUGGAUCUGGUCCAAACGGUGCUAUUAUUCAUUAUAAUCCAGCACCAGAAACAAAUCUACCAAUCACUCUGAAUGAUAUGUACUUAUGUGAUUCCGGUGCACAAUUUCUCGAUGGAACCACAGAUGUAACCAGAACUUGGCACUUCGGCCAACCAUCUCCAUACCAAAUCGAUUGUUUUACGCGUGUUUUAAAAGGUCAAAUUUCGAUGGGAACAGCUGUAUUUCCGAUUAAAGUGAAGGGAAUGUUUCUGGAUAUACUCGCACGCAAAUCAUUAUGGGAUGUUGGUCUUGAUUAUCAGCAUGGUACUGGUCAUGGAAUUGGACACUUUUUAAAUGUACACGAGGGACCAAUGGGAAUUGGCAUGUAUCGACCCGCAGUUGAAGAUCCUGGCUUACAAGAAAACAUGUUUGUCUCAAACGAACCCGGUUACUAUGAAAAGGGACAAUUUGGCAUUCGGAUCGAAGAUAUUGUGCAAAUUGUGCCGGCUAAAGUUCAAAAUGACUUUAAUGGACGUGGUGCACUCACUUUUAAAACCGUUACGAUGUGUCCCAUCCAAACUAAACUGAUCAACAAAAGUCUACUGAAUGAAAAAGAACGAACCCAUUUAAACAACUAUCAUGCAACGGUUAGAGAUACGCUCAAACCAUUGUUGGAACAAGACGGAGAUUCUUUCACCCUUAAGUGGUUGGAAAAGGAAACAGAAGCCAUUUAAUUUUUUUGAAAAACAAAAAACAUAUUUUUAUAUGAAAUAAUAAAUAGUAAAUAGUAUUAUUUUUCAAAGAAAAAUUAAGUUCAAUAAAAACAAGUUAACAGAAAUCUGGUAACAUUAUUCCCACAUUCAAAAUAUUGCAGAAA